Messenger RNA from Chrysochloris asiatica (Cape golden mole), 884 nucleotides. RefSeq names its product four and a half LIM domains 2 (gene FHL2). Gene Ontology annotation, molecular function: transcription coregulator activity; transcription factor binding. The coding region runs from base 19 to 858 and encodes 279 amino acids. The transcript has 5 exons. NCBI's taxonomy places the organism in Eukaryota, Metazoa, Chordata, Mammalia, Afrosoricida, Chrysochloridae. The record is from RefSeq and is a predicted model, not a curated record. Gene Ontology annotation, biological process: negative regulation of transcription by RNA polymerase II; negative regulation of calcineurin-NFAT signaling cascade. Gene Ontology annotation, cellular component: nucleus; Z disc.
GAAAAGCCAGGUGUCAAAAUGACGGAGCGCUUUGACUGCCACCAUUGUAAUGAAUCUCUCUUUGGCAAGAAGUAUAUUUUGAAGGAGGAGAGCCCUCACUGCGUGGAGUGCUUUGAGACCCUCUAUGCCAACAACUGCGAGGAAUGCAAGAAGCCCAUCGGCUGUGAUUGCAAGGACCUGUCUUACAAGGACCGGCACUGGCAUGAGACCUGUUUCCACUGCUCCCAGUGCAAGAAUUCGCUGGUGGACAAGCCAUUUGCUGCCAAGGAGGAUCAGCUGCUCUGUACGGAAUGCUACUCCAACGAGUACUCGUCCAAGUGCCAUGAAUGCAAGAAGACCAUCAUGCCAGGUACCCGCAAGAUGGAGUACAAGGGCAGCAGUUGGCAUGAGACCUGCUUUACCUGCCAUCGUUGCCAACAACCAAUUGGAACUAAGAGUUUCAUCCCUAAAGACAAUCAGAAUUUCUGUGUGCCUUGCUAUGAGAAGCAAUAUGCCAUGCAGUGUGUUCAAUGCAAAAAGCCCAUCACCACCGGAGGGGUCACUUACCGGGAGCAGCCCUGGCACAAGGAGUGUUUUGUGUGCACUGCCUGCAAGAAGCAGCUGUCCGGGCAGCGUUUUACAUCUCGAGACGAGUUCGCUUACUGCCUGAAUUGCUUCUGUGACUUAUACGCCAAGAAGUGUGCAGGAUGUACCAACCCAAUCAGUGGAAUUGGAGGCACAAAGUACAUCUCCUUUGAAGAACGGCAGUGGCAUAAUGAUUGCUUUAACUGUAAGAAGUGCUCCCUCUCACUGGUGGGACGAGGCUUCCUCACAGAAAGGGAUGAUAUCUUGUGUCCUGACUGUGGGAAAGAUAUUUGAAGGCGAGACAAAGAAGUUACUGCUUG